Gloeophyllum trabeum ATCC 11539 is the source of this 3921-nucleotide messenger RNA. RefSeq lists its product as uncharacterized. Lineage: Eukaryota; Fungi; Basidiomycota; Agaricomycetes; Gloeophyllales; Gloeophyllaceae. Bases 247 to 3921 code for a protein of 1224 amino acids. The transcript has 6 exons. The record is from RefSeq and is a predicted model, not a curated record.
CUCAGGUUUCGUGGUCGCUGGGAAAGCUUCGUUCCUUUCUGAACACGCCGACCGAGUGCUGCCAGGCAUCGGUGUUUGCUGUAAGGACGUUGGGGAAGGACUGGAAAGAUUCGCGUAAUAGAAAGAGAUAUUCAGCUUACUCGAAGGGAUAGUUAGUGGGAACGAGGACGACUUCCUAAUGCUAUCGCCGUAAACCGCAUUCACUCGCCACGACUCUCUUUUACCAAGGCCGAUCACACACUAAUAAUGCCUCCACGAGCUUCUCGGUCCUCGUCGCUCCCGCCAGAACCCUCGCCGACACCGACAUGGCCGCCCCCGCGAACUCCGUUACCCCCGCACCGACUCGCGAAACUCGCCAACGCUCUCGGCGUAUCCAUUCCUUUACCGGCCGGCUCGUCGCCCAACCAGUCUGCCUUUAAUCUCUCUGCCAGCCCGAACACAUCUACUUCCUCUCUUUUCCCGGACAACCAUCGACGCUCGCCCACGCCCUCUGCUGCGUCCACCUACUCGACCUAUGGUGCCCAACCUACUUCCAAGUUCUUACUGCACGUCAUACCCCCGAUUCAUCUUCCUCACGACUCGGAGCAGGGCGACUACUCGGACCUUGCCCCUCCGCCUUCUCAUGCUUCCGGCUAUCACACUCAGUUUAGAAGGGGGACGCUUGUCCCGCUGUACCCGACACUACAGAGUCAACUCGGCGCGAUUGCGAAGGAGUACGCUCUGCCAAGUACGGUGGGCAUGAUCCUGUACCUCGUCUCCACCACACCGCGGAGGCAAGGCGCACUUAGUCCUCAGCAAAGUAUCGAUAUGGGUCAUGGAGGUAUGGAGGGCGAGGAGCCGGGCCCGAGGCUGUCCGAGGAAAUAUGGAAACUACUCUGGUCAAGGGUCGCGAGGACAGAACGAGAGGAAGCGGGACUUGGGCAGGGUUUCGGUCUGGGAUUAGGGCUCGGGAGCAACCCAUCCCAGGACGGUGGUUUACGGACACUGAUGACUCCUCUACGGGUGGAGACGCCCCAGCCCCUCACUGGAUAUCCCGCUACGCCGUCUCCGUCGACUCCCUCUUCUACAUCUGAUCUACGUGCCAAGUCGAGCAUUCGCAGCGCGUCACAGUCCGAGCACGAACCCGAGACGCCUGACUCCUCCGUCUCGCCGAGUGCAGAGGGCCCGCUCGACCCCCGCGCGGAGUCUCUUGAUCUCCCGGGACUGCAUUCCCCAUCAUUAAUCCCAAUCCUGGCGAAGGUCGAGUUCGACAUCGACCGGCGGAAGGCCCAGUGGUACGAACCGUGGAUACGGAGCCGGCGGAACAACCUCGCGCGGCGGGCCGACAGCCGCGCGAGCAGGAAGCGGGCGGACUCGAAGGACACGGACGCGUCGGAGGCGCGGACGCCGCUCGAGCUCGAGCUGGUGCGCGGGCUGCAGACCGCGAGCCCGGCGCCGAGCUUUGCCUUGGGGAAACAAGGUCGCAGGGCGGUUGAUGUGGAGGAGGAUGAUGGGCAGGUGAGCGAUAGCGACCAUGAACUUGAAUUUGAAUCACCGCGUGGGGGAUAUCUUCCACUUUCCGAUUCUGAGCCCCAGGAUGGCCAUGUUUCUUCGUUUUCACCUUCUCACUCCGACCUCGAUUCUGAGGAAGAAGAGGAAGAGCCCACUGCUCCCCUGGCACGUUCAGUUUCUACCAUUCACGAAGCCCAGGACCCGCUUGAGGAUGUGUUUGGGUCUGACGCUGAUACAUGGGCUGACAUUCACGCCGACCUGCAGGCUGGGACCCAAAGGCGCAGACCGAAGAUCCCGAACGACCCUGAUCUCGCCCUGGAUGGUGCUACCUUAGCGGAACAGGAAGAGAGCGAGUACGAUGAUGAUCAAGAUGAUACCGUGCAGGUUCAGGAGUUGUGGGAGGAGAACGGUCGACCCCGGCUUUCAGUUAACAUCCCCGACUCACCACCGCAGCCGGGCAGCAAGCGCACGUCAUCUCCGAAGACGGCCGCGACCAUCAAGAAACACGUUCCCCCACCACUUGAUAUCCCACCAGUCCCUGGCGAUUUGGCGCUUCCGGACAACAGUCCGCUGCUCCCUCUUAGUGGCGACUCUAGUAAGUUAGCGUAUCUCACGGGAGAACAGACGCCAUCGGAGAGCGAAGGCAGUUCGCGGGAUCAGUCCGCGGAACGACAGGAGCGAGAGGCCCGGGUGCGGAGUCCUACGGACGAACGCAGGGAAGGCGUCGUGUUUGAGGACCUCGACCUGGGUCUGGACGUGAGCGUUCUCGGGCCAGACGACGAGUAUGAUGAGAAUGAUCCUUAUGACCGAAGGAAGAGCCAGUACUUAAUGCGGGCGAAGCUGGACGAGAUCGAGAAGGCUUUGGCAUCACUGUCGCCGCGGCGGAUGGAAUAUGAGCUGCCUGAGGAGGGGCCCGUCCCCCCUCAGCGGUCGUCAUCCCUUGGGGCUGGGAGUCUCGCCCCUCCGGCAGCGAACGGACUAAGACCGCGCCAGACCGAUAAACCACUACCGCCGUCAGGAGGACGUGUAGGUCCCGGAGAAGCGGUCUGGCCAGCGGUCCCGUACUCGGUUCUAGCGACAGAGACGCCUGAAGAGACUCCGACUGAACCAGCACUGCCCCGCUUGACUGUUAACGGGGUCUCGAGAGAUGCGCCAAAGAUUUUCCAUCGACAACAUUCCUCUGCCAGCUCCAGCACGUCCGAAAGCGAAAAGCGGAAACGUGAGCUAGAGGAGGAACAGGGCCAGUAUCCCGGGCUCACACCCCACCUGAAGCACAGCGUGAAUUCACCCGUGAUUCCCUUGUCGCCUGAUCCUUUUGGCAGAUUCCCCUCCGCACCUGCACCCACAGUACAGACAAGAGAUUCUCAAGCGUUCUCAGAUGGUCGGGAGAGUAGUGAAUAUAGUCAAUCACGGGCACCAUCUAGCAGGUUCUCUAGCGAUUCUAUAAUCCAAGAGGAAGAAGAUGGCAAGAGCCUCAAGGUAAAUGGCGGCACGACGUUGGUGAGCGUGAAAAGCAUCAAGAAGUUCUGGAGAAAGAGCAAUAAGAAUUCGGUCUCCGGCUCCUCGUCAUCUGCUCCGAAUGGUGGCAGGCUUUCUCCUCAGACACCACCAAUACCUGGUGGUCGCCAAGACAUGAUGCCUCCCCCGAGGGUGCCGAAUGGCCUCCAGUCGGCGCCGCCCUCUGGGUAUCCUCAGCAGAGACAGCCCGCCAGAAGGUCUGAAUUGGAUGCGGUGCACUUCAAUCAAGAGUCGCCGUACCCUAUGCCGGUACGACGUGCGUCCCCGUACCCAGCCCGUCCUACACCCUCGCCCCAGUCUUACUCCCCUCAACCGCCUUCGACCCCUUUGCCAUCUUCUGGCCCGAGCACCCCUGGUGUUGAGCCACCGCAAGCACCUUCUAAUACACCAGGGGAACGGGGGAGUGUCAGGAAGUCGAUUCUCAAGUCCUGGAAGUCAUCGUCGAUGCUGUCCAGCAAAUCUGACACGAUUCCGGAGAAUUCACGACCUCCGUCAACUGAACUAGCGGAGGGUGCGCGGAAGCGUCGGCCAAGUAUCCUGGGACUCGGCUCUGCUUCUAAGACUAAGGGGUCUAUCUCUUCAUUCAAUGAGAUCCCCCCUAGUCCUAACUUGCCCGAGCAGUAUGCCACUGCGAAUGCUACGACUCGUGCUGUUCGGCAAUCUCAGUCAUUCAAUAACGGGGCUUCGAGGGCCCAGUUGACGCCUACUCCGACGUCUUCGUUGCAAGCGUCACCACCACGACGGUCACCUUUGGGAUCAAAUGGUCCAUCCCCACCCGGCUCGCAGCGACCAUCCUACGAGGAUGAUGAUGCUCACAGCUUCGAUACCUCAGAGUUCGAAAUGGUAUCUCCGAAGAUGGACCCACAUAAGUCGUUGAGCUACCCUUACCAUGGGCUGGAUCAGCGGGACUGA